UGAGCAGUCGGGGUUGCUUUUUUCACCGGACAACUGGCAGCUAAUGGGCAGAAGAAGAGGAGAUAGUGGGAGAGAUCUCAUAGUGUUGCUCUGUACAGUCGGGUUUUAUUUGUACCCCUUGUGGAGGCUUUAGUGGAACCUAUUUAAUAAUAAGUCGUCACGGUUCAGCUUUAGCUCUCGCUUUAGCUUCGCAGCAUAGAUGUUUUAGAUGGAGUUCGCGCUGGAAAGGUCGCUGAGGUGUUUUGUGGACCAGAGCUCUUUGAGCUAGUGUUAGCUAGCCGCAGCCAGCCGUACACACUGCACAGUGCGGACCAGAGAGUGGAGCAGCGCGGUGCUGGCGGCCGCUCUACUCACAGAGGGACGGACAUCGGUAUUUACCUCUGACAAUGGGUCUCAUAUUCGCCAAACUGUGGAGCUUCUUUUGUAACCAAGAGCACAAGGUGAUCAUUGUGGGACUAGACAAUGCAGGGAAAACCACUAUUCUCUACCAAUUUCUAAUGAACGAGGUGGUCCAUACAUCUCCCACCAUCGGAAGCAAUGUGGAAGAAAUAGUUGUCAAGAACACCCACUUCUUGAUGUGGGACAUAGGAGGGCAGGAAUCUCUCAGGUCCUCCUGGAACACCUACUACUCCAAUACAGAGUUCAUCAUUCUGGUGGUGGACAGCACAGACCGAGAAAGGCUGGCUAUCUCUAAAGAGGAGCUCUACAGGAUGCUGGCCCAUGAGGACCUGCGGAAAGCAGCUGUGUUGAUAUUUGCCAAUAAGCAGGAUAUGAAGGACUGUAUGUCUGCAGCAGAGAUCUCCAAAUACCUCACCCUGAGCUCCAUCAAAGACCACCCCUGGCACAUACAGUCCUGCUGUGCACUUACAGGAGAAGGGUUAUGCCAAGGCCUUGAGUGGAUGACCUCCAGAGCCGGAGUCAGAUAGCCCCCUUCCUUCGCCAGUCAUGGCCUGACUACUUGCACCACUGCUCGGAUGGAACAACAUUGUUACUUUUUUUUCUUUUAAAGACAAACUUGGAGAGGAGCAGUAGCACACUUCCACAGAACUGUCACAGUGGAGCUGGUGCUUCUCCUGAAAAGUGACCAGAAAUAAUGAAGAGACUAGCUAAGAGUUUUUUGGAGUACUGCACCAGACUAUCAUCGACAUGAAAUACAUAUGUUGGAUUACAUCGUCUCUUAAAUGCCACAAAGUUGUCCAUACUUGGUGCAGCUGUUUUUUGUUUCUUUAUUUUAUUUUUUUUG
Molecule: messenger RNA, 1243 nt
Organism: Archocentrus centrarchus (flier cichlid)
Lineage: Eukaryota; Metazoa; Chordata; Actinopteri; Cichliformes; Cichlidae
Gene: arl8
Product: ADP-ribosylation factor-like 8
Exons: 6
Coding region: 387-926 (179 amino acids)
Molecular function (GO): GTP binding; GTPase activity
Source: RefSeq, a predicted model, not a curated record